CCUACCCUCAUUGUUGGUUACAAAAAAAAAAAAAAAAAUCCGAUCAUCUCUCUCUCCAUUAUGUUUAGGGAUAGGCUCCUCUUCAUUGCUGGUUACAUAGCGCUUGCUGUUCAUGUUCAAGUUUUUUUUUGUGUGAAUUGUGUCACUAAUAAUCAAAAUCAGCAGCAACUCGCCCUCCACAAAAAUUAUUGUGGAGAUAUCCAUAACAUCAGUUUCCCUUUUCGACUCAAAGCCCACGCACUUGAUAAUUGUGAAAACAAGUAUUUCGAACUUGAGUGCGAGAACAAUCGGACAGUACUACACUUGCUUUCCGGUAAAUACUACGUCCAGGCCAUCAACUACAGCAGUCAACUUAUCAGCCUGGUGGAUGUGGGGAUACAGAGGAAUAAUUGCUCCUCUCUUCCUCUUCAUUCUUUAACUUAUUACAACUUUGCUUAUUCAGUAGAUCCAUAUCAAGGUGGUUGGAAUGAAAUGGCAGUGUUAGUGAGUUGUGAAAAACAGGUGAAAUCUCCUCUCUACAUAGACACUACUAGUAAUAUUAGUACGGCUUUCUGUGAAAACAGAGGAGGAGGAGGAGGAGUCAGUUCGUCAUCGUUGAAAAAGCAUUCAUACUUUCUGAUCGGAAGCUACAGUUCUCUGUCGUGGUCAGAUGUUUUAAACUUGUGCAGCGUCGACGCGGCUUUUCCGACAAGGGAGUUGCGGAAUCCAGAUCAUACUUUUAGACAACGUAACAUUACGAGCUUGUUGGAGGUCAACAACAUAUUGGCUGAUGGAUUUGAUCUUCAAUGGGUAUUCUACACCUACGGACAAUGCAAACGUCAGCAACGUUGCUUCUCUAAUUAUCCUAAAAAUGCCACCGCCGGCACUUGCCAUCGCUUCUCCUUUCUACAGUAUCUAGGUUGGUUGAAAUUUUACUUGACGGACACGUUGAGUGCUGACCUCGCCUUUUUAAAGGUGUGUUUCUUUCGAGUUCACGUCCCAGGGAAGCAAACUACCAUUUGUCGAUAUCGUAAUUGGGGUCUCGAGCUCAAAAUCAUAGGAGGAAUCAUUUUGGCAAGAAUUCUAUUUGCAUUAUGUGCGUUUGCACUUUUAAUCCGUAAGUUUAAGAGAAGGCAUUUAUCGAUGUUCGAUAACAUUGAAGGUUAUCUACGAAGUCAGAAUCACCUCAUGCCAAUUAGCUACUCUUACGUAGACAUUAAGAAGAUGGCCAAAGGUUUCAAGGACAAGUUGGGAGAAGGAGGCUAUGGUUCUGUCUACAAAGGAAAGCUUAGAAGUGGUCAUCUUGUAGCGAUAAAAGUAUUGGGCAAACCCAAAGCCAAUGGACAAGAAUUUAUCAAUGAAGUUGCUACCAUAGGAAGGAUUCAUCAUGUUAAUGUGGUUCAGCUAAUUGGAUAUUGUGCAGAGAGAUCUAAGCGAGCUCUCAUAUAUGACUUCAUGCCAAAUGGGUCUCUGGAAAAGUAUAUAUUUUCUCAAGAAGGAUAUAUCCCAUUGAGUUGUAAGCAAAUGUAUGAGAUUUCUUUAGGAGUGGCUCGCGGGAUUGAAUAUUUGCAUCGGGGUUGUGACAUGCAAAUCUUGCAUUUUGAUAUCAAGCCUCACAACAUUCUUCUUGAUGGGAAUUUCACUCCAAAAGUCUCUGAUUUUGGGCUUGCAAAAUUGUAUUCAACUGAUGAUAGCAUUGUGAAUCUGACUGCAGCAAGGGGAACAAUGGGUUAUAUGGCUCCAGAGUUGUUUUACAAAAACAUUGGAGGCAUUUCAUAUAAAGCUGAUGUUUAUAGUUUUGGAAUGUUGUUAAUGGAAAUGACUAGUAGGAAAAGGAAUUUGACUAAUCAUACAAGCGAAAUUUACUUCCCUUCUUGGAUUUAUGUUCAAUUCAAAGAAGGGAGGGACAUAGAAAUGGGAGAGACCAAUGAGGAGGAAGUGAUGAUGGUGAAGAAGAUGAUAAUAGUAGCUUUGUGGUGCAUACAAAUGAAGCCUAGUGACCGUCCUUCAAUGAACAAAGUUGUAGAGAUGCUUGAAGGGAAUGUUGAACAACUGCAAAUGCCUUCUAAACCUUUUCUAUGCCCAGAAGAGAUGCUAACUGAAGAUCAUAGAAUUGACACAAAUCCUACAGAUUUGCCUAUGCCAUCACGUGAAUGCAUAAAUUCCAUCACUUUGGGUGUAAGUGAACCUUAAAUGGUUUCAUAUCAAAUGCAUCAUAUUUAAGUAAAUUAAUUGUUGGCAUCCUCAGUUGCUUAUGGAAUUGAGGUUGCCUUAUUAAACAUAUGAUGGGGAAACUAUAUAUGCAUCCUCAAUUAAUUGUUGGCAUCCUACAUUUCAAUUUUUCUUGAAAGGUUUUCCUAGUUAAAACUAGCUUGAUUGGAGCUAUGCAAGUAAGAAUUUUUAUUUAAUUUAGAUUUUUUUGUCAUUGUUUA
Molecule: messenger RNA, 2411 nt
Organism: Camellia sinensis
Lineage: Eukaryota; Viridiplantae; Streptophyta; Magnoliopsida; Ericales; Theaceae
Source: RefSeq, a predicted model, not a curated record